Messenger RNA from Knipowitschia caucasica, 1983 nucleotides. The record is from the annotation of a GenBank genome assembly. NCBI's taxonomy places the organism in Eukaryota, Metazoa, Chordata, Actinopteri, Gobiiformes, Gobiidae.
AUGCGCAAGGACGUGAGGAUACUGUUGUUGGGAGAGCCCAAAGUGGGGAAGACCUCGCUCAUUAUGUCUCUGGUCAGCGAGGAAUUCCCAGAAGUGGUUCCUUAUCGAGCAGAGGAGAUUACUAUUCCUGCAGAUGUCACGCCAGAGCGUGUUCCCACACAUAUUGUGGACUACUCUGAGGCAGAGCAAACCGAUGAGCAGCUGUUUCAGGAGAUCUCUAAAGCAAAUGUAAUUUGCAUCGUGUACUCUGUCAACAACAAGAAGUCUAUAGAGAAGGUCACCAGCCACUGGAUCCCCCUGAUCACAGAGAACACAGACAAGGACAGCAGGGUUCCUUUGAUUUUGGUGGGGAACAAGUCUGACCUGGUGGAGCACAGCAGUAUGGAGACCAUCCUGCCCGUUAUGAACAAGUACAGCGAAAUCGAGACAUGUGUGGAGUGUUCGGCAAAAAACCUGAAGAAUAUUUCUGAGCUGUUCUAUUACGCUCAGAAGGCCGUGUUACACCCCACCGGUCCUCUCUACUGUCCUGAGAAAAAAUGUAUGAGGUCCAUGUGUGUAAAAGCCCUCACUCGCAUCUUCAAAGUGUCUGAUUUGGAUAAUGAUGGGAUUCUGAAUGACAACGAGCUGAACUUUUUCCAACGGACAAGCUUCAACACUCCCCUCGAGCCCCAGGCGCUGGAUGAUGUUAAAAAUGUGGUGAAGAAGAAUGUCGAUGAUGGCGUUCGGGACAAUGGUCUAACUCUGAAAGGUUUUCUGUUUCUUCACAUUUUAUUCAUUCAAAGAGGCCGCCAUGAAACAACCUGGACAGUCCUGCGGCGGUUUGGCUACGACGAUGACCUGGAGCUAAAUCAGGACUACCUCUUUCCUCUGUUGAAAGUCCCUCCUGACUGCACCACAGAGCUCAACCAUAACGCCUACCUCUUUCUCCAAAGCGUCUUUGACAAACAUGAUAAGGACCGGGACUGUGCCUUGAGCCCAGACGAACUGAGCGACGUGUUUGAUGUGUUCCCGUACAUGCCCUGGGGUCCUGACGUGAAUAACACCGUGGGCACAAAUGAGCAAGGAUUCGUCACGUAUCAGGGGUUUCUCUCACAGUGGACGUUAACGACUUAUCUAGAUGUGCAGCGAUGCCUGGAAUAUCUGGGUUACCUCGGUUACUCAAUCAUAGCAGAGCAGGAGUCUCAAGCAUCGGGAAUAACCGUGACCAGAGCGAAGAAGAUUGACCUACAGAAGAAACAGACCCAGCGCAAUGUGUUUCGCUGCAACGUGUUCGGAGACGUCGGCAGCGGAAAGAGCGGCUUUCUGCAGGCGUUCCUGGGCAAGAAUCUCAUGCGGCAGAAGACCAUUCGUGAGGAACACAAAUCCUACUACGCCAUCAGCACAACCUAUGUUUAUGGGCAAGAAAAAUACCUUCUUCUCCAUGAAGUGUUUCCUGACUUUGACUACCUAACUGAUGCUGACUUGACCUGCGAUAUCGUCUGUCUUGUCUAUGACGUCAGUAAUCCCUACUCCUUUGAAUACUGUGCCAAAGUCUUUAAGCAUUACUUCAUGGACAGUAAGAUCCCCUGUAUGAUGAUCGCUGCAAAGUCUGAUCUUCCGGAAGUCAAGCAGAUGUACGGUUGCAGUCCGCUGGAGUUUUGCAGGAGACACAAGAUGCCUCCGCCUCAGUCCUUCACCUGCAACACCACCACCGCUCCGGCCAAAGACAUCUACACCAAGCUGACGACCAUGGCCAUGUAUCCUCACGCCCGCCUGCGCUGCAUGUGCACGUGUAACCGCUGUACCUUCUGCUUGUGUCAGAAUUUCCUCAACUCUGAGCUGCUGCAGACCGUCAGGGCCAAACUCUACGCUGUCGUGCUCCGAAGACACGUGAGUCAAGCUGAGCUGAAGAGCUCCACCUUCUGGCUCAGAGCGAGUGUUGGGGCCACAGUGUUUGCUGUUCUGGGGUUUGCCAUGUACAGAGUCCUGCUCAAGCCGCGAUGA